Engraulis encrasicolus (European anchovy) is the source of this 1671-nucleotide messenger RNA. Its product is annotated as uridine-cytidine kinase-like 1. The transcript is spliced from 16 exons. NCBI's taxonomy places the organism in Eukaryota, Metazoa, Chordata, Actinopteri, Clupeiformes, Engraulidae. The coding region runs from base 15 to 1655 and encodes 546 amino acids. Gene Ontology annotation, cellular component: cytoplasm. Gene Ontology annotation, molecular function: kinase activity; ATP binding. The record is from RefSeq and is a predicted model, not a curated record.
UCUGCCAUGAAAACAUGGCAGUGACAAUGAGCCAAGCUGAUGUGCAAAUGCAGCCAAAAGAAGAGGGCGAGGAAGAUGAUCGAACAAUGUCAAGAUCUGACAGCGGUAGUGGGGACGAAUCCAUGGAUGGCCUUGCUGCGAAACACAACAGGUGUCCCCCAACGCCCUCGCUGUCCCCACAGAAGCGGGCCACCAGCCAGAGCAAGACGGAGCCGCCUCUUCUGCGCACCAACAAGAGGACCAUCUACACAGCCGGCCGGCCGCCCUGGUACAACGUCACCGGGACCACCUUCAAGGAGGCGUUUGUCAUAGGUCUGUGCGGUGGUAGUGCCUCAGGGAAGACCACAGUGGCCAAUAAGAUCAUUGAGGCACUAGAUGUCCCGUGGGUAGUGCUCCUAUCCAUGGACUCUUUCUACAAGGUGUUGAGCAAAGAGGAGCAGGAGCUGGCAGCCAAGAACGAGUACAACUUCGACCACCCCGAUGCCUUCGACUUCGAGCUGCUGGUGAAUGUGGUCAAGAAGCUGAAGAAAGGCAAGAGUGUCAAGGUGCCAGUCUACGAUUUCACCAGCCACAGCCGCCGCAAGGAGUGGAAAACAGUCUACGGCGCCAACGUUGUCAUAUUUGAGGGGAUUUUGGCGUUUGCCAACAAGGAUCUGUUGAAGCUACUGGACAUGAAGGUGUUUGUGGACACCGAUUCCGACAUUCGGCUGGUACGGCGUCUCAAGAGGGACAUUCAAGAGCGCGGCCGCGACAUCACUGGCGUCAUCAAGCAAUACAACAAGUUUGUGAAGCCAGCGUUUGAGCAGUACAUCGAGCCGUCGGUGCAGGUGGCGGACAUCGUGGUUCCCAGAGGGGGAGAAAACUUUGUUGCACUAGAUCUGAUUGUACAGCAUGUACACAGCCAGCUGGAAAAGAGGAAGCAGCGUGGGGAUAUGUCAGCUCUAGCCACGGCCCAUCAAGGCCAGCCCCUCCCCAAAACCCUCACUGUCCUGGAGAGCACGCCCCAGGUGCGGGGGAUGCACACCAUCAUCAGAAAUAAGGACACGAACCGGGAUGAAUUUAUUUUCUACUCCAAGAGAUUAAUGAGGCUGCUGAUUGAGAGGGCGCUCUCCUUCCUGCCCCUCAAGCCUGUGUCUGUGGAGACACCACAAGGGGCCAUCUAUGAAGGGAAAAGACUCAGUGGCAAAAGGAUCAGUGGCGUGUCCAUUUUGAGAGCAGGCGAGACCAUGGAGCAGGCUCUAAUGGCCGUCUGCAAAGACAUUCGGCUGGGCAAGAUCCUCAUCCAGACCAAUCACGACACUGGAGAGCCCGAGCUCCACUACCUGCGGCUGCCUAAGGACAUCAGUGAGGACUAUGUGAUCCUGAUGGACAGCACCGUGUCUACAGGGGCCGCCGCCAUGAUGGCCGUCAGAGUGCUGCUGGACCAUGAUGUCCAGGAGGACAAGAUCUUCCUGCUGUCACUGCUGAUGGCCGAGAUGGGCGUCCACUCUGUGGCCUACGCCUUCCCCAAGGUGCGCAUCAUCACCACCGCCGUCGACAAGACGGUCAACGACAAGUUCCACAUCAUUCCCGGGAUCGGUAACUUUGGGGACCGUUACUUUGGCACCGAUGCUCCUUCGGAUUGGUACGAGAGCGACGAGGGAAUGGACUACUGAAUGUGGAGGCUGGGGG